CGGUAAAUAGUGGUGACAUCACGCCGCCAAGAUGGCGGAGGGGGAGGACGCGGGCUGGUGGCGGAGCUGGCUGCAGCAGAGCUACCAGGCCGUCAAGGAGAAGUCCACGGAAGCUUUGGAGUUCAUGAAGCGGGACCUGGCUGAGUUCACUCAAGUAGUGCAGCAUGACACAGCCUGCACGAUCGCUGCUACAGCCAGCGUGGUCAAGGACAAGCUGGCAAGGACAGAAGGUUCCUCGGGUGCAACUGAAAAGGUGAGGAGGGGGAUCUCUGACUUCCUGGGUGUCAUCUCGAACACAUUUGCUCCCUCCCCGGAUAAGACCAUUGACUGCGAUGUCAUAACAUUGAUGGCGACCCCCUCGGGCACCACCGAGCCCUAUGACAGUGCCAAGGCUCGCCUCUACAGCCUCCAGUCAGACCCAGCCACCUACUGCAACGAACCUGACGGCCCUGCUGAGCUCCUUGAGGCCUGGCUCUCUCAGUUUAACCUGGAGGAGAAGAAAGGGGAGAUUGCGGAGCUGCUGGCAACCAGCCCUUCCAUCCGGGCUCUCUACACCAAAAUGGUCCCUGCGGCUGUUUCCCAUUCGGAAUUCUGGCAGCGCUACUUCUACAAAGUGCAUCGCCUGGAGCAGGAUGAAGCCCGGAGGGAGGCUCUGAAGCAGCGAGCGGAGCAGAGCAUUCACCGGGAGGAGCCGAGCUGGGAAGAGGAUGAAGAGGAGUUCUUGGGGAUGUCACCCCUGCCUUGUGCAAACGUCACAUUGCCAGCAGCAGCAGAGAAAGAAUGUGCCCCUGCAGCCCCGGAGGGAAGGCACCCCACUGCUCACAAGGGACCCUCAGAGGAGAGCUGGGCCGUCCUCCCUCCGGAGUCGGCCCCAGCAGAGGGGAGCCCCUCUGAGAGCAGUGAGAGCAUCUCCCUUGUGACUCAGAUUGCAAACCCUGCCUCUGUGCCCGCUGCGCAGCUACAGACUGGAGCUGUACAACCAGCCGGGGCCGGAGACCUCUCCCAGGAGCUGGUGGAGGCCACCUCGGAAGAGCAGAGCUCCCUGCCAAAGCCCCCAGACCCUGCUCAUCGUUCUGCACCUACCCGGGAAUCAGCAGCAUCCUCAGAGCAACCGGCUGCUACCGAGCUCAAAGAGGUGGAGAGCAAAGCCCAGGCCAGGACAGAGACUCUGAAAGAGGAAGGACCAUCAGAUCUCCGAGUCUUCGAGCUGAACUCGGAUAGUGGGAAAUCCACUCCCUCCAACAAUGGCAAGAAAGGCUCCAGCACUGACAUCAGUGAGGACUGGGAAAAGGACUUUGAUUUGGACAUGACUGAAGAAGAGGUGCAGCUGGCACUCUCGAAGGUGGAAAUGGCUGGGGAGCUGGAAGAUGAAGAGUGGGAAGACUGGGAAUAAAGCAACUGCUUCCAGUGUGUGUCACAGGCUCAUUUCCACCAUCGACUGUGAAUUAAAUCACGGACCGGCUGUUCCUUUGUGUGUGACUGUGCUGGGGAUUGCCCUUCCAGGCUGGAGGAGUUUCAUUCCUGCUAAAUCCUGUGGGCAACUCAAGUGACCCCUUCAGACCUGGAUGAGGAGGAGGAGGAAGCAAGAGUUCACUCAUACACUUAGCUGCUAGGGAGCCCAUCUUCUCAGUAGGUCCUAGAGGCUGGCCAAGCCAAACUGACUGCCCCGGCUAGGGGCAGAUGUGAUGCAGUGAGGGGUCCCGGGUGCUCGGGUGCCUGGCAGGGUGCUUGCUUGUGUGUGUGUGUGCACGUCAUCUGCAGCCCAGCAGCUCAAAGGCUCUUGGAUGCAAGCUGUGCCUGCUCCCUCGUGCUCUGUGCUGCUCCAGCCCAGCCCUGGAGAACAUUCCCUGCACGGGUGCUGCACGGCUGGAGGUGCCGCAGGCUCAGCCCCUUCUGCUGCCACUCGUUGCUGCAAAGAAAGGCAGUGGGUUUGUGGCUUUGACCCGGAGCUGGGCCGUGCUGGAAGGAGCCAAACUCCCCGCCAAACCCUCAGCUUCUGCCUGGCUUUUUGUCUUGGAAGCUUUUUCUAAUGGGAACUCCCCUUUCCUGGUGUAGGAGCAGCAGCUCCUCAAAGAGCCAAGGCCUUGCUGCUUCCCCCUGCACUGCCUUCCUCUACUGGGAUUUGUGUCCUCCUUGUUAAAUUCCUCAAGCAAACUACUUGUGGCUUGCUCUUCACUUGAGCCCCUCGGGCAGGCAGCGAUUUGGGCUGCCCUGAGAGCAGAACCCUUCCCUGUGGUGCCCAGUUUGGGGUGCACAGCCCCCGCCUGGCCCUUGGGGAUGGUGGUACCUGUGGGCUGAGGCUGUGUCCACUCCUCCAGCUCCCCUCGUGUCCCACCGGGGUCACAAGCUUUGCUGUGCUCACUCGGGUUCCUUCACUCAAGCCCUCUGUGACCGCUUGCAGUGCUUCUCUCUGACCCACAGCCUCUCUUUUUGGGGAAGUUCCCUUCUCAUGUCCUGAGAUGCUCCUCAGUGGAUGUUGCUAAUACCCAGUUAUCCCACAGGGACGGAGCCCUUGCUGCUGCCCCUGCCCUUUGGGGGGUGGUUUUAUACAUGCUGCCUUUGUCCUUCUGCCCCUUCCAGGGCUGCUUGGUUGGAGCUGUGCGUUUCCUGCUGGUUUAAGGUACCAUUAACCCAGGUACACUUGGAAGAGUUGGGGUUUUGGGGUUGGUUUGGGGGUUUUUUCUCCCCUUUAGGGUUGAUUCUCAAGCGCAGCUGCCCGAAGGCUUGCAUCGGUGGCAGCGGUGCCUUUGGGCACUUACAUGAGAGCACGUUUGUCCUGCAGAACCCUCGAGGGCUGGAGCUGAGCUACAUGGGGUGCACGGUGGGGCUGGCAGAGCCUCCGGUGCCUGGCCCCAAAUGUAGCUGUAGCAGGAAAACCUGCCAUGGGUGGGUGACAGCAGUGGGGUGUCAGGGUGCAGGCUCAGGCCUCUGCUCCCCAGGUUUGAUGUGAGUGGUGGCUGCAUCCCCGCCCGGCAGCACAGCUCCGAGCAUGCCGUGCUCUCCUCUGUGUCACUUCUGGUUUGCUCUUCUUUAGUCCAAUUAACCGUUGGGUUGUCUGUGCAAUAUUCUCUGUUCUCAAGUAUCCCGCGUCUCCCUGAGCCUUUUCUAGCUGGGGUGAGAACCAGGAGCAAUUCUAACAGCUGGUAGUUUUGUAACGAUGACUUUCUCCAAACCUUUUGCAGUUAACAGCAAUUAAAGGAAUUCUACAGAG
Strigops habroptila (Kakapo) is the source of this 3211-nucleotide messenger RNA. RefSeq names its product BSD domain containing 1 (gene BSDC1). NCBI's taxonomy places the organism in Eukaryota, Metazoa, Chordata, Aves, Psittaciformes, Psittacidae. The record is from RefSeq and is a predicted model, not a curated record. Gene Ontology annotation, cellular component: cytoplasm. The transcript has 11 exons. Bases 32 to 1393 code for a protein of 453 amino acids.